Messenger RNA from Schizophyllum commune H4-8, 497 nucleotides. Its product is annotated as splicing factor 3B, subunit 5. Bases 23 to 286 code for a protein of 87 amino acids. The record is from RefSeq and is a predicted model, not a curated record. NCBI's taxonomy places the organism in Eukaryota, Fungi, Basidiomycota, Agaricomycetes, Agaricales, Schizophyllaceae. The transcript has 6 exons. Gene Ontology annotation, biological process: mRNA splicing, via spliceosome. Gene Ontology annotation, cellular component: U2 snRNP; precatalytic spliceosome.
CUGUAAACAGCGCCACUUCAACAUGUCAUCGGAGCUCAGGUACACGGCGAACACGCAGCUUGAACACUUGCAUGCUCGGUAUACGGGGACUGGACAUGCGGACAUCUCAAAGUACGAGUGGCUGACGCACCAACACCGCGACACACUCGCCUCCAUCGUCGGUCACCCGCCUCUGACGUCCUACCUCGCCAUCGCGGAUGGGGAGCCCAUUGCGCGCAUCAAGUUCGAGAUGACUGAGCGCAUGCUGCAGCCCUGCGGACCGCCGCCGAAGAAGGAGGAUGACUGAUCUUCGCCUAACUGCAAUGCUACCUGUACUUCCGAGAAUGUAGCUCCCUAGCCUUGAGAAAUGCCGAUGCACAAGAGUUGUGUAGCGCGGUUGCCUAUACUCAUGUCUAGAUCCCGCUGACGGAAGGCGUGGGCCCAGUCCCCUCUUCCUUGAGAUAAACCACACUGUAUCUGCGUCUUUCUUUGUACAUACUUACGUGCAGCCAGAGCGC